Messenger RNA from Orbicella faveolata, 1859 nucleotides. Its product is annotated as all-trans-retinol 13,14-reductase-like. Gene Ontology annotation, molecular function: oxidoreductase activity. The record is from RefSeq and is a predicted model, not a curated record. NCBI's taxonomy places the organism in Eukaryota, Metazoa, Cnidaria, Anthozoa, Scleractinia, Merulinidae.
GUACUUGCAAACAUUGUUUUUAGGAGGAAAAAUAGUGUACACAAUGUUACACUGCACAGGCCAAAUUAAUUUUAACUGCAAAGAAGACCAAUCAGAAUUCCUCUUUCAUUGUGGACCAGUUUCUACAUACUCUCAUCAUACAAUUUCAUAAAUCUGGGAAAGUUCUAUAUCUUUACUGUUUUCUUGUCCUCUGUAGGAACUAUGCCUGGAGAAGGUAGCUUUGCCAUGCAUGCUAUACUUGCUAACCACUACUUAUUUGGAGCAUCAUAUCCACGUGGUGGAGCCAGCGAGAUUGCUUUCCAUAUCAUCCCUGUUAUUGAGAAAGCAGGCGGAAAGGUGCUAGUAAGAGCACCAGUCUCCAAGAUUCUUGUUGAUGAAAACUCUGGUAAAGUUAAAGGGGUUCGGGUUGAGAAGGGCGGCAGUGAGGUGGAUGUUCAUGCCCCGGUAGUGAUAUCAGCUGCAGGCAUCUACAACACUUUUGAGAAGCUCUUGCUUGAAAAUGAAGCCAUACCGGAGAAGGCCCUGUUGAAAACCAAAGCUGUUCGUCAUGGCUUUGGAGCAAUGUCAGUCUACGUGGGCCUCAAGGGAACCAAAGAAGAGUUCGGACUCAAAGCCUCCAAUUUAUGGGCCUUCACCGGCAACGACCUCGAUAAAAUCACCAGGGAGUUCCUUCAAUUAGGAGCCGAUACCGCCGGCACUAAAGACAUCCCGUUGUUGUUCAUUUCCUUCCCAUCCACCAAGGACCCCGAGUGGGAGACUCGCUACCCGGGCAAGACGACUUGUACGAUCAUUACCUUAUCCCCGUAUGAGUGGUUUGAACGCUGGGAGAACGAGCGGGUUAUGAAGCGAGGCGAGGAGUACGAGGAGAUCAAAAACCGUAUCGGUAAGCGCAUCUGGGAACAGACCUGCAAGUUCUUCCCUCAGGUGCGUGACCGCGUCGAUUUCUUCGAUGUCGGCAGCCCGCUGAGUAACAAGUACUACAUCGCGGCGCCCCGAGGGGAGAUCUACGGGAUUGACCAUCACGUGGACCGGUUCAGUCCCCAGGCUGCUGUAAAGCUCCGACCGGAAACGUCCAUCCCCGGGCUCUAUCUCACCGGGCAAGAUAUCCUUAGCUGCGGGUUCGCCGGAGCAAUGUUCAGUGGUAUGAUCACUGCCUCGGCUGUCCUCGGAAGAAACCUGUUUGCCGAUAUGAGUCACUUGCAGAAGGCUUUGAAAAAGAAGAAAGCGACGAUGGGUGGAAAGGUACAGAACGAGGCCGUACGGAAUGGGUCGGUUUAAAACGCACAACUGAAAACUUGUUUUUGCUGUAGGACCUCAGCUAUUAUUAACUUUUAUCCAUCUUUACACAACAGUGAGUCAUUUCCGAAUUGCCCUCACCUUUGUGCCAAAACGAGUCCUCGUGCGGAACUUCGUUUAAGAAACUAUCUUUCACUUACAUGUUCAGACUUAUGGGUAAAUCAAACGCAUUUUCGUUUGACUGGAAAACAGGAAGACUCGUUUGAGGCAAGAGGAAACGCGGAAAUCGCCUACAGUGAUGGCGGUCUGUAUAAUUUCAUUCCUCUCUGACAUUGUUGAAAACAAAAUAGCCUAGAUUAUGGAAACUAUUAUGGAUUCUUCUUAAAAGGAUUUUUGACAAAAUGUAUGAGAAAAAACCAUGUCAAUUUUAAUUUAACCGUCGGGAAAACAGACUGAAGCAGUGGUGGCGGGACUUGGGUAAAACAAGAAUAUAUAUUUUAAAAAGCAUGACGUUUACAGCAGACGGCAAACGGGAAAGAAUACCUCUAAAUUUGUGUUCUUUUCUGCUAAUCCUUAACUAAAUCACACAAAAAUUGAAAAAUUUCUCCUAUUCACCGCAAAUA